GAGCGGGAACCGACCCGUCAGACUUUUCACACUUAAGUGUUUUUUUCUUUCUUUUUCUUUUCCUCUUUAAUCCUUUUCGUUACCGCUACUCGGGCGCCGCGUGGCCCAAAGGGGAAGCAGGCGCGUGGACGCGCCAAGUCCCCAGGCCGCUGGAGCAGUGACAUUGCCCUUUCUGGCUCAGUAGCUCCGGGCCCGCGGCCGUGGCAGGCGCGAUCCCCGCGCGGGUCAGUUGCGCUCUGUCCCCCGAGCGAGAGGCGAGUGCGAAUCAGCUGCGCAGCGGCGAGCGCUGGGAGUCCGAGAGAGAUUAGAGGCGCGCACCGGGCGAAACGCGGCUCCCUUUGAAGCUCCCCAAAGCCGGCGAGCCAGCCCCCACCCUCCUACAUCAAAGUGUACGCUCGGUGGCUUCCAGCGUUGUUGCAAACUCUCAGGGCCCGGCUCCGGGCUUGUUUUGGUGAUUUCCCGCGGGGGUGGAGAAGAGGAGAAGUAGAGCCCUCUGAGCUUCUACUUCUACGGACGAGGGACGAGCGCCAGGGACCAAAGUCCGGGACUCUCCGAACCAAGGCAGCGCCGAACCCGCCAGCUCUCCAGCGGUCCUCGACCGUCGCCUCCUCCAGCGGGGCGUUUGGACAUUUCUGCUGCGCAGCUCGGACAGCAGCUCCGGCCGCCCGCGGUCCCGGUUCCAUUGGCCGGUCGCCUCCCAGUGAGCCGAGCCCACCCCCGGCGCAUCGGGCUCUCCAGAGCCCCAGCGGGGCCACCGGCCUGCGCGCCUGCGGGUUCGGGCCUGGCUGUGGGAUGUUAGCUGUGGGGGCGAUGGAGGGCCCCCGGCAGAGCGCGUUCCUGCUCAGCAGUCCGCCCCUGGCCGCCCUGCACAGCAUGGCCGAGAUGAAGACCCCGCUGUACCCCGCCGCCUACCCCCCGCUGCCCACCGGGCCCCCUUCUUCCUCCUCGUCCUCCUCGUCCUCGUCGCCCUCCCCGCCUUUGGGCUCUCACAAUCCAGGCGGCUUGAAGCCCCCGGCCGCGGGGGGCCUCUCGUCCCUGAACAGCCCCCCGCAGCAGCUCUCGGCCGCCACCCCGCACGGCAUUAACGACAUUCUGAGCCGGCCCUCCAUGCCGGUGGCCUCGGGGGCCGCCCUCCCUUCCGCCUCUCCCUCGGGGUCCUCUUCCUCCACCUCCUCGUCCGCCUCUGCCACCUCGGCCUCUGCGGCCGCAGCCGCUGCUGCUGCGGCCGCUGCCGCCGCCGCCUCUUCGCCCGCCGGGCUGCUGGCCGGCCUGCCCCGUUUCAGCAGCCUGAGCCCGCCGCCGCCACCGCCCGGGCUCUACUUCAGCCCCAGCGCUGCAGCCGUGGCCGCCGUGGGCCGGUACCCCAAGCCCCUGGCCGAGCUGCCCGGCAGGACGCCCAUCUUCUGGCCCGGGGUGAUGCAGAGCCCGCCUUGGAGGGACGCACGCCUGGCCUGUACCCCGCAUCAGGGAUCCAUUUUGUUGGACAAAGAUGGGAAGAGAAAACACACUAGACCCACGUUCUCUGGCCAACAGAUCUUCGCUCUGGAGAAGACCUUCGAACAAACGAAGUACCUGGCAGGGCCAGAGAGAGCUCGCUUGGCCUAUUCUUUGGGGAUGACGGAGAGUCAGGUCAAGGUCUGGUUCCAGAACCGCCGGACCAAGUGGAGAAAGAAGCACGCAGCCGAGAUGGCCACGGCCAAGAAGAAACAGGACUCGGAGACCGAGCGGCUCAAGGGGACUUCGGAGAACGAGGAAGACGACGACGAUUACAACAAGCCUCUGGACCCGAACUCUGAUGACGAGAAAAUCACGCAGCUGCUAAAAAAGCACAAGUCGAGCAGCGGCGGCCUCCUGCUGCACGCGUCGGAGGCCGAGGGCUCGUCCUGAGCGCCGCCCGCAGCGCCGGGAUCCCCGACCGCGCCGCUCAGCCGGUCCCGCCCGGGGCCCCAACACCCCGGCUGCUCCCCGGGUCUUUACUAUUUUCUAAGAUGUACAUAUCUAUUUUUUUAACCUAGAAAUUGUGGCGGGGGCUGGGGGUAGGACGGCCGUUGAUGAGAAGGAAGGGAGCCCGCCGAGUGUACUGCGCAAAAAAACCCGCAGCCGAACCCGCAACCCCAAGGCUUCCCAGGACCCUUACCACCCGCGACUUCAGCAUCGCCUCCCCUCCCCCCGCCCCCAUCCAGGCUCGGUCCCUGGCUCUGCGGUCCCUGAGCUCCGGGUCGUGUUUCUGAAGAGUCAACAGCCAACGCCUGGUGGGAAUCGUCCACCUCCUAGGGAAAAAGAGACGCUCCCGCGGCCCACAACUGCUCAACCCACUAAGUAACCUGUUGAAGGCUCUGUGUAAAUAAAUCGUGAGUCACACUGACUAGAAGUUACUUUAUUGUGAAUAUUUAAAAUGUAAAAUGCUUUUUGGAAUUUGGUAUAAAGAGAUGGACCUUUCCUCCCGUUGGUUUUAAGACCUAACACACCACUUGACCUGCUUUCAUUUUAACUUGGGAAUCGUAGGGAAAAAAAUGUCGUUGCCCUCCUCAGACACCUCCCUACUCAUUCCUCUUAGGGCUCUGGAUCUUUCCGAACGGCUUUUCUCCUUCACCGAUUCUGUCGCUGACCCGGCAGACCUCGCUGGGCCCCCGGGCAGCCCCAAGUCCCUCCCCCUGUCCUCCCCCAGGACUUGAAAUUGCAGAACCCGCAAGCUUCUCACACCAGCUUCUGGGUUCCCUUCCGAAAUUGCACAGUCGUUUGUUGCUAUUUAUUAGUGAUUUAAAGAAAAUAUUGGGGAGGGAGGGGCUACAAUAUCUUGUAUUUAAUUUAACUCCUUUCUGAUAAAAAAUGCGUAAAAGUAGAUGUUGGGAAUUGUUGCAAGCUCUCUGGGUCAGAACAUGAAAAUUCCAUUUAGUUGCUGCAAUCCAAUCCGAAGUGUUUUGUAUUAUAAGAAUACUAUAGAAUGUGUAAAUUGUUUUCUUUUUAAGCUAAUAACAGUGACAUAUUAGCCUCUUUAACAUUUAUUAAUUUAUACGGAAUUCGGUUUGUAAAGAAAAGGCAGCCCCUUUGCGAGACCCAUGAAAUGUAAUGCACUUUCUGUUUUGAAGGAGAAAUCUAA
Microtus oregoni (creeping vole) is the source of this 3100-nucleotide messenger RNA. It is a transcript of the gene Nkx6-1, whose product is annotated as NK6 homeobox 1. Gene Ontology annotation, biological process: cell differentiation; regulation of transcription by RNA polymerase II. Gene Ontology annotation, cellular component: nucleus. Bases 793 to 1887 code for a protein of 364 amino acids. The record is from RefSeq and is a predicted model, not a curated record. The transcript is spliced from 3 exons. Lineage: Eukaryota; Metazoa; Chordata; Mammalia; Rodentia; Cricetidae. Gene Ontology annotation, molecular function: DNA-binding transcription factor activity, RNA polymerase II-specific; RNA polymerase II cis-regulatory region sequence-specific DNA binding.